CUCAACAAGACAGGCAGGCAGACAGGCAGGACCGGUGAACAGGUGGAUGCAGAGGACAGACGGGUGCAUCCAUGACAAGUAGAAAAAUGUCCUUUUUUGAGAUGUGGAGGAGCAAGAAGGAGAGAGGGGAGCUUCUCAAGAGAGCCAAUCAGCUGAGACUUCGUCCUUCGCAGCUGAGGCUGCUGCUGGGGGACAGUGGGGUUCGAGCAGCGCUGCAGAACACCAGGACGGCGUCUCUGCUGCCCCCUGUUGGUGCGGAGGUCUUCAGACGCCUGACACUGGCUUCACUUGGGAAGAUACAACAACAAUGUGAAGCUGAGGAGGUGGAGCUACAGACGAGGAGAAGCAAUGAGGUAACAAAGAACAACCAGGCCAAACCAGCCAUUGACCUGGAGGCUGGGAAGCUCCUCCCAUUCUUCUACGGAAACCCACCCCCUGAGCUUCUGAACACCCCAUUGGAGGAUUUGGAUCCCUUCUACCAAUCAAAGACGUUCAUCGUGCUCAGUAAAGACAACAUAAUUCACAGGUUUGAUGCUCAGUCGAUCUGUUUCCUGCUGAGUCCGCUCAACCUGCUAAGGACCGUCCCCAUCCAGAUCCUCACGAGCUCUAUAUUCAGUUGGUUCAUCAUGUUCACGAUUCUCACCAACUGUGUGUUCAUGACCAUGAGGGAGCCACCAGCAUGGAGCAGGACUGUGGAACCCAUGUUCACAGCCAUCUACACGUUUGAAGCCAUCAUAAAGGUUGUUUCCAGAGGUUUCUGUGUCGGGAAAUUCACCUUCCUUAGAGAUCCCUGGAACUGGCUGGAUGUUAUGGUGAUCAGCACGGGAUUCCUAACGGAGUUUGUAGACUUAGGCAAAGUUUCUGUGCUCAAGACAGUUCCUCGAGUCCUGAAGAUCAUCCCAGUCAUCCCAGGUCUGAGGAAGACUGUCGGAGCUCUCGUCCAAUCACUGAAGGGACUCGCUAAUGUCCUCGUUCUGGUGGUGCUCUGCAUCAGCUUCUUGGCUCUGAUUGGUCUGCUGCUCUUCAUGGGAGAUCUGAAGAGCAAAUGUGUCAUGUGGCCUAAUGUGGAAAAUGUGACUUUCCAGGAGAGCAUUAACAACCCUGAUAAUCACUACUUUCUGCCUGAUCGGCAUGACGCGCUGCUUUGUGGAAACAACUCUGAUUCUGGGCGCUGUCCGGAGGGCUACACCUGUCUGAAGGUAGGAAGCAACCCAAACUAUGGCUUCACCAGCUUUGACUCGUUUGGUUGGUCUCUGCUGUCCGUGGUCAGACUGAUGAGCUACUGGGAAGACCUGGUGCAGCUGACGUUACGAGCAGCAGGUAAAACCUACCUGACCUUCUUCGUACUCGUCGUCUUCCCCGGCUGCUUCUGCAUCCUCAGCCUUGCCGUGGCGGUCAUUGCCACGCUGUCCAGUGAGCAGGAGGAAGCCGGCGUUACCGUGCUGAAGCAGAGAGAAGAAGAGUUUGCUCAGAUCCUGAAAGCAAUAAAGAGGAGAGAGGAAGAGGAGCAGCCGGCCUGCAGGGCGGCGCUCUCAUCGGAACCUGAUGGUGAAAACACAGAGGGGCUGGAGGACCAGAGGUCCUGCCCCCAAUGUUGGUUUGUCUUCGCCGACUUCCUCCUGAAGUGGAGCUGCUGUGGCUGCUGGCGGUGGCUCAAACAGCGACUCUACAGCUUCAUCACAAGCCCGUUCUUUGACCUCGGGGUCGUCAUCUGCCUCAUCGUCAACAUCCUCUUCAUGUGCAUGGAGCAUUACCCCAUGACGGAGCGCUUUGAGCUGACGCUGAGUGAAGCACAGCUGGUCUUCACAGUGAUCUUCACAGCCGAGAUGCUCCUCAAACUCGUGGCCAUGGACCCGUAUGGAUACUUCCAGGUGGGCUGGAACAUCUUUGACAGCAUCAUCGUUGCCGUCAGCCUGGUGGAGAUGACUGAUGCUGUGGAUCUUCGCUGGUUUUUAGUGAUGCGAGUGUUCAGGCUGGCCAGGUGGUGGCCGUCCCUCCACAUGUUCAUAAAGCUUGUCUGGACUUCGGUGAUGGCUCUGAGAAACCUGACCUUCGUUCUGUUCAUCAUGGUCUUCAUCUCCAGCUUGGUCGGCAUGCAGCUGUUCCAGCAGGACUACAGAGACCACGUCUGUCGCAUCUCAAUGGACUGCCAACUUCCGCGUUGGCAUUUCAGUGACUUUUUCCACUCCUUCCUCAUCAUCAUCAGGGUCUUGUUUGGAGAGUGGAUCGAAAUCAUGUGGGACUCCAUGGCGGUCUCAAAUCAGACCACAUGUCUGAUAUUUUUCUCAAUGGUUCUGGUCAUCGGAAACCUGCUGGUCCUGAACCUGUUCCUGAGCUUGCUGCUGAGCUCAUUCAGCACUGAUUGUGUAGCGGAUCCAGAAGAAGAAGAAAAAAGCAAUCUGGAGAUCGCCUUCAGGCAGAUCUACAGGGCCUUGGGGACUUUACUGAGGAAGAGCACACAUGUCAACCCAGACCACACAGAUAAUAAAGAAAUCCCCAGGAAGAAAGGUGAGCACGACACCCUGAUCAGCGACUCCCGGUGGGUCCCCAUCGCCCAUGCCGAGAAAAUGUCUGACGAUGAAGAAGAAAAAGAAAAAAAAAGACUCUGUGCAGACCGUGAGGAUCAGGAUAGAGACCUGCCUGAGGACUGCUGCAGUGACAAGUGUUGCCGGUGCUGUCCAUUCCUGGACGUAGACACAUCCCAUGGCAGAGGGAGGGUCUGGUCUAACUUCAGAAGAGCAUGUUUCUCCAUUGUGCAGCACACAUGCUUUGAGAGCAUCAUCAUCAUCAUCAUCGUGCUGAGCAGUGGAGCUCUGGUGUUUGAGAACAUUCACCUGCAGCACCGUCAGGUGUUGAAGAUGGUUGUGGCGAGAGCAGAUGAGGUGUUCACCUGUCUUCUCCUGAUGGAAAUAUUUCUCAAGUGGCUCGCUUUCGGACUCAAGAAAUACUUCAGCGACGCCUGGAGCUGGAUUGACUUCCUCAUCUUACAGGUGUCUCUGGUGUCUCUGGCAGCUGACACCUUUGGAUUCUCUGAAAUGGGAGCCUUUCAGUUUUUGAGGACUUUGAGGGCUUUGGGGCUCCUGAGGGUAAUUUCUCGCUUCCAGGGCCUGAGGGGGGUGGUGCAGGCUCUGGUCCGGACUGUCCCGUCCAUGUUGGACUUCCUGCUGGUGGUUCUGGUCCUCUGGAUGGUUUUCAGUAUCCUGGGAGUGAAUCUGUUUGCUGGAAGGUUUUUUUACUGUUUUAAUGAGACGGCAGAGGAACUGUUCUUACCUGAGGUUGUGAACAACAAGACCCAGUGUCUCUGGCUCUCCAUGGAAAACUUCACUGAGGUCAGCUGGAAGAACCCACAGUUAAACUACGACAACGUGUUGAGUGGUUACCUGCCACUGCUGCAGCUGGGGGCAUCAUCAGACUGUGUGGACGUCAUGUACUCAGCUGUGGACGCCACAUGGGUGGAGUCACAGCCGAUCUAUGAGUCCAACAGGUACAUGUACCUGUACUUCAUCUGCUUCAUCAUCAGCUCCUUCUUCACUUUCAACUUCUUCAUCAGAGUCAUCAUCGACCACCUGCAAAGAGACAAGUCAGCAGGGAAAACGAUUUAUUUGACAAAGGAGCAGCGAAAAUAUUACAAUUCUGUUCAGAAACGUAUGAUGCAACCUCAGAAACCUGUUCCACGACCUCAGAAUUGCUUCCAGGCUCGGCUCUUUGACCUGGUGACCAGCAAGUCUUUUAGAGUCUUCAUGGUGGUGAUGGUCUGCCUGAACAUGGUGACCCUGAUGGUGGAGACAGACCAGCAGAGCUUCCAGAAAGAAGACAUUCUGAUGGGGCUCUACAAUGUCUUCCUAGUUAUCUUCAUCACAGAGUUCCUUCUGAAGAUCGUCGCGCUCAGACAGCACUACUUCACCGACGGCUGGAACAUCCUGGACCUCGUGGUGAUCACCGCCUCCAUCUUAAGCAUUGUUUGUGACAAGUACAUGGUGCUGUACUUUAAGUAUGCUUCUCUCUUCAUGGUGCUGCGAGUGGUUCAUAUCUUUCGUCUCCUCUACUGGGCCAAGGGUAUCCGGAAACUGCUCAAUGCCUUUAUGCUGUCACUUCCUGCCCUUUUCAACAUUGGCCUCCUCCUCUUCAUCGUCAUGUUCACCUCCUCCAUCUUCGGCAUGUUUAACUUUGCUUAUGUGAAGAGAGGGUACAUGAUCGACGAUAUGUUUAACUUUGAGACAUUUGGGAACAGCAUGAUGUGUUUGUUAAUGAUUACUACAUCAGCUUCAUGGGGUGGUUUUCUGAUUCCCAUCAUGAAGACUCCGCCGGACUGUGACCCCGACAUGGAGAACCCAGGAGCCGCAAUCAGGGGGAACUGUGGAAGCCCAGCAGUCGCCAUUGUGUUCUUUGUCACCCACAUCUGCUUGACCCUCCUGCUGGUGGUCCACCUGUACAUCGUUGUCAUCCUGGAGAUCUUCGAGUAUGAGGACGCCGAGCCGCUGAGUGACGACGACUUCCAGACGUUUUAUAAUACCUGGAAGAAGUUUGACCCAGAAGCCUCGCAGUUCAUACAGUACAGUGAGCUGUCAGAUUUUUGCGACGCUCUGCCGGAUCCUCUGAGGAUUCCUAAACCGAGCCCCAUCAAACUGACCCACAUGGAUCUGAUGCCUCUACUUCCUGGAGACAGAAUCCACUGCUCGGACGUGCUACAAGCACUCGUCACACAGGUGUUGGGUGACUCAGGAAAGAUGAACUCUCUUAAAGCUAGAAUGGAGGAAAAGUUCAUGGCCAACCCUUCCAAGAUGUCGUGUGAACCAAUCAGCAGCACCCUGCAGGGAAAACAGGAAGCCGUGGUGGCAACAGUGAUCCAGAAGGCAUACAGGAAACACGUCCUGCAGCAAAGAGGCGAUGAAGAGAGGGUCGUCGAGUCGGUGGACAAUGGUGGUGGUGUAUCAGCUUUACAGUGACUGUCUCCUCCUCACUGCUCCUCCCUUUAAUGCCCCGACUUCCUGCCAGAUGACAACCGGAAGGACACUAUCAUCACCAGUGGACUAGCCGCUCACAUCGGAGACGACCCAAAUGAAAGUUUGCUGAAUCCACUCUGUGGUUUUCUUCUGGCUUUGAAAACAUUGUUCCUGCAUCUUCGCUUCCUCGCAGAGCUCAGUGUUUGUUAUUAAACUUUACAAAUAUACUUGAUAAAACUACUAAUCCAGGUUAUGCUUAGCAUUCAUAUAACACUUAUUGUGAUUGUAGUCUUUUCGUCUCACAAUAGGUGAUAGACUCUAUUUCAUAGCAUCCAGAUAAGAUCCAGAUCUCUCUCUGAUUACAGGCCUUAUUAUAUACAACAUUAUAUAACAUUAACAUAGUAACAUGAGCAUUUGAUAGACGUUAGUAUUAUAAAAGUAACAGCAUGAAAACAAGUAACUUUAGCAUUAAAAAGUAACGUUCGUAUUAUUAAAGUACUAUAAGCAUUACAUAAACGGUAGUUAGGCAGUGUUAUACAGGUAUUAGACAGGUGCUGCACCUGUCAACAUACAUACAUGUAGCCAAAAACUAAAAUGACUCCAGCUGAUCAAUUGAUUAUUUUUACAAUACAUUUACAAGGUAUCCUUCUACCAAACUGUUGUACUUUAUUAAACAUGUUUACUUCA
This is a messenger RNA of Cyclopterus lumpus (lumpfish), 5630 nucleotides long. RefSeq names its product sodium channel protein type 4 subunit alpha B-like. The transcript is spliced from 31 exons. Gene Ontology annotation, molecular function: voltage-gated sodium channel activity. NCBI's taxonomy places the organism in Eukaryota, Metazoa, Chordata, Actinopteri, Perciformes, Cyclopteridae. Gene Ontology annotation, cellular component: voltage-gated sodium channel complex; plasma membrane; axon. Bases 72 to 4946 code for a protein of 1624 amino acids. The record is from RefSeq and is a predicted model, not a curated record. Gene Ontology annotation, biological process: membrane depolarization during action potential; sodium ion transmembrane transport; neuronal action potential.